Molecule: messenger RNA, 450 nt
Organism: Loa loa (African eye worm)
Lineage: Eukaryota; Metazoa; Nematoda; Chromadorea; Rhabditida; Onchocercidae
Exons: 4
Coding region: 1-450 (149 amino acids)
Biological process (GO): regulation of transcription by RNA polymerase II; regulation of neurogenesis; anterior/posterior pattern specification
Cellular component (GO): nucleus
Molecular function (GO): RNA polymerase II cis-regulatory region sequence-specific DNA binding; protein dimerization activity; DNA-binding transcription factor activity, RNA polymerase II-specific
Source: RefSeq, a predicted model, not a curated record
AUGUUACGAGCUGAAGCUGAAAAAUCUGAUUCGGAGCAGGGAAAAGUCCUGACAAAAAAGGCUAACAAACCACUAAUGGAAAGAAAAAGAAGAGCACGAAUCAAUAAAUGCCUUCUUGAGAUGAGACAAAUGCUAGUGGAUGAUAAUAGAAAUGGGUCUCCAAAUUAUUCCAAAUGGGAGAAAGCAGAUAUUCUGGAAAUGAGUGUCGACUAUAUCAGACAGCUAAAAAGACGCAUCGCUGUCAAUAGCAAAGCAAAACAACCCUUUUCGUUACCAUAUUUUGUGGAUGGUUUCUCGAAUUGUGUGCGUGAAAUGCAAAAUUAUACACUUCUAGAAAAAUGGUCAGCUGAUAUGCGAGAAUACAAUAGUCGUCUCACAAGUCAUUUGACUGCUCGUCUACAAUUAUUUCUUAAUGAACCGAUCAUGAAGGUAACCGUAAAACAGCAAUGA